CCAUCGAUGUUUUCGGCUUUCGCGAGCACCGCCUGGCUCUCUUUGCCUCGGCUUGAUGAGCGCAGCCUGGCGCCGCGGCUGCCGAGCUGUCGCUUCUGGGUCAGGCCGGUUUAUGUGCUGUGAGCGGCCCGGGCUGUGGGUUGGCGGCUCCAUCUUUGCUGGCGCCGGAGUCACUGCGGAGCAGCAACAGCGGCAGCGUUAGGCAUUCGCGGCGGCGGUGGCUGCUGAACUUUGCUCCCCAUCACCCGCAUCGUGGAGCGUAGGCGCCGCGGGCAGUCGCCAUGAGCGCCGAGGAUGAGAUCAUUCGCAUCGCGAAGAAGAUGGACAAGAUGGUGCAGAAAAAGAACGCGGUGCAAGUUGGCAGAGGUAAUUUUGCACAUAUGGAUUUUCAAAAAUCGAGAACAGUUGAGUAAGAUUAGAGAAAAAAGGCUGGGGCUCUUGACUUACUCAAAGAACUUAAGAAUAUGCCCAUGACUCUGGAGUUAUUACAGUCUACAAGAAUUGGAAUGUCAGUGAAUGCAAUACGCAAGCAAAGCACAGAUGAAGAAGUUACAUCCUUAGCAAAAUCUCUCAUUAAGUCAUGGAAGAAGUUAUUAGAUGGACCAGCAAAUGAUAAGGAUUCUGAAGAAAAGAAAAAAGAAGCAGCUUCUUCAUCACAAAACAGUCCUGAAGCAAGAGAAGAAAGCAGUUGCAGCAGCAACUCAAGCAGUAAGAAAGAAGAAGCUAAUGCUUCCUCAGAAUCAUUUAUUACCUCCUUUCCUCGAGCUCCAAGCACAUCAGAUUCUGUACGGAUGAAAUGCCGAGAAAUGUUAGCGGCGGCUCUCAAAACAGGAGAUGAUUAUAUUGCUAUUGGUGCUGAUGAGGAAGAGCUGGGUUCUCAGAUUGAAGAAGCUAUAUUUCAAGAACUAAAAAAUACAGACAUGAAAUACAAAAAUAGGGUACGCAGCAGGAUAGCAAAUCUUAAGGACACUAAGAAUCCUAAUCUAAGGAAAAAUGUUCUAUGUGGGAAUAUACCUCCUGACAGGUUUGCUAAAAUGACAGCAGAGGAGAUGGCAAGUGAUGAACUGAAAGAGAUGAGAAAAAAUCUUACCAAAGAAGCCAUAAGAGAGCAUCAAAUGGCUAAAACAGGAGGAACUCCGACCGAUCUCUUUACAUGUGGCAAAUGUAAAAAGAAGAAUUGUACUUACACCCAGGUUCAAACUCGAAGUGCUGAUGAACCUAUGACAACAUUUGUUGUGUGUAAUGAAUGUGGAAACAGAUGGAAGUUCUGCUAGAAGAUGAAAUUCUUGAAAUCUGGACCAGUAUGAAAGAGGAUUUUAUAAUUAGCUUUAAGAACUAGGUCAAGCAUUUAGAUUCCUGCAAAAGUUUUUCGCUUUCCUUUUCCUUUCAUGCAGACAUCUCUGAAGUUAAAUUUUGGAUUUUGACACAGCCAUCCUGUAGUUAAUAGUCUGUAGAGCCAGGAAGCUCAAUUGUAUGGUGUAAUUUCGAUACCCUCGCCCCCACCCCAUUUUUAUAAGCAAGUCUACAUUAAACUUUUAUCAAUGACAUUUGGGUAACUGCUUUUUUCUUAACUUCGUGAACAAAGAGUUGUAUAUCUCUGCAUUUGGCAUAUCCAGCUGAUUUUUUCCCCCUUGUAUAAUAAAAUUCAUAUUUAAUAGUACAUUCCUUUUUAACCAUUUUGGUGUGUUAGAUCAAAUAGUUUUGCUUUAUACUCUCAUAAUAAACUAUAAUUUGUGUGGGUGACUAGACUGCAUAAACCAUUUUUUCAGUGGCCCUCAAUUCUUCAUUUAAAAAUCUGAUUAUUUGUAACACACACAUACCUCCUAUUAGAUAAUCAAACUUUUUAUGUUUUUGAAACUUGCAUUGCUCUAUCCAGUUUAAUGUGCAGUCUUGAAGCAUGUGCUUUAUUAUAUUGUAUUUAGUUCUAGAGAAAUUCCUUAAUGGUUGAUUUGAACUUACUGUUUAGUUUCAUUUUUAUAUUCUAUAAAUGAACAAAGAUGCUCUGUAGUAUGCUGCCUACCUGAAGAUGUAAAGCUAAUCUUUACAAAUUUAUAGUGGUAUUAGUUCUUGUGAACUCUUAAUGACCAGCUCUUUUUACAUGUAGAGUUGCUGAUUUCUUAGACCUGAGGUCAAAAAUAAAACUAUGGUUUUUCA
Molecule: messenger RNA, 2154 nt
Organism: Podarcis raffonei (Aeolian wall lizard)
Lineage: Eukaryota; Metazoa; Chordata; Lepidosauria; Squamata; Lacertidae
Gene: TCEA1
Product: transcription elongation factor A1
Exons: 11
Coding region: 465-1274 (269 amino acids)
Biological process (GO): positive regulation of transcription by RNA polymerase II; transcription elongation by RNA polymerase II; DNA-templated transcription
Cellular component (GO): nucleus
Molecular function (GO): nucleic acid binding; zinc ion binding
Source: RefSeq, a predicted model, not a curated record